This is a messenger RNA of Clarias gariepinus (North African catfish), 1493 nucleotides long. RefSeq names its product heterogeneous nuclear ribonucleoprotein A1-like. Gene Ontology annotation, molecular function: RNA binding. The transcript has 11 exons. NCBI's taxonomy places the organism in Eukaryota, Metazoa, Chordata, Actinopteri, Siluriformes, Clariidae. The record is from RefSeq and is a predicted model, not a curated record. Bases 77 to 1207 code for a protein of 376 amino acids.
CGGCGACUUGAUUUAACGUGAAGUCACGGUGCAUUUUUUCUGCGAUUUCAUUGACUAGCGUGUUGUGUAGUUCGCCAUGUCGAAAGAGCCACGAGAACCGGAGCAGCUCCGGAAGUUGUUCAUCGGAGGCCUGAGCUUCGAGACAACAGACGACAGCCUGCGAUCUUAUUUUGAGCAAUGGGGCACGUUAACCGACUGUGUGGUUAUGAGAGAUCCGAACUCCAAGCGCUCCAGAGGCUUCGGUUUCGUCACAUACUCCUGUGUGGAGGAAGUCGAUGCUGCCAUGGCGGCACGUCCUCACAAAGUCGAUGGCCGCCUUGUAGAGCCCAAGCGUGCUGUGUCUAGAGAGGAUUCCAACAGACCCUUCGCGCACACUACAGUGAAAAAGAUCUUUGUGGGUGGCAUCAAGGAAGACACAGAAGAGGACCAUCUACGGGACUACUUUGAGAAAUUUGGAAAGAUCGAAGCAAUUGAAAUCAUGGUCGACCACAAGACUGGUGUCAGAAGAGGCUUUGCAUUUGUUACAUUUGAUGACCAUGAUGCUGUGGAUCGUAUUGUUAUUCAAAAGUACCACACAAUAAAUGGCCAUAAUUCAGAAGUCAGAAAGGCUGUGUCUAAACAAGAGAUGCAGAGUUCAUCAAUGAACAUGAGAGGCCGUGGAGGUGGAAACUUUGGACGAUAUGGCAACGACUUUGGAGGAGGCAGAGAUGGGUUUAGAGAUGGGUUCAGAGGUGGCAGAGGUGGAUAUGGUGGUGGAGAUGGAUACAACAGUGGCUUUGGUGGUGAUGGUGGUUAUGGUGGUAGCGGCGGUGGCUAUGGGGGAAACCGUGGUGGAGGAUAUGGUGGCGGUGGACAAGGCUAUGGAAGCGGCGGUGGUGGCGGAGGAUAUGGCGGAGGAGGAUAUGGUGGUGGUGGUGGCGGCGGCAGUGGUUAUGACAACUAUAACAACGGCAAUGGAAACUUUGGCGGCAACUUCGGAGGUGGUGGUGGCGGCGGCAGUAGUGGCAACUACAAUGACUUUGGAAACUACAACAACCAGCAGUCAAAUUUUGGCCCAAUGAAGGGAAACUAUGGCGGCGGCGGAGGUGGCGGCAGGAAUAGCGGCCCCUAUGGUGGUGGUGGAUAUGGUGGUAGCUCGGGUGGAGGUGGAGGAUAUGGCGGUGGCUCCAGUGGUGGAUAUGGAGGAAACUCGGGCAGACGAUACUAAGUCCCUUUUAAAGGACUCAGUACUUAAAGAGGAGACAGGAGAGCGAGAGGGCUGACAGGGCAGCGGCAGGUUUACUCCCUAGAUCUGCUCAGCCAUUCAGAAGAGAUGUACAGUAGUGCCGUCACAAGCGGGACUGUUUUUAUGUGUGGAUGUGAUGUCGUUUUUUUAUUUUCUUUAUGGGAUGCAUUCCAUGUGAGGUUUUGUAGAACUUUAUUCCGCUAAACUAAUUAUGUGUAACUCCAAGAAUUAAGUUGAAAUAAAGCAACUUCCAGUUUUUUUAUCAAAA